Acanthochromis polyacanthus (spiny chromis) is the source of this 2549-nucleotide messenger RNA. Its product is annotated as interactor protein for cytohesin exchange factors 1-like. Lineage: Eukaryota; Metazoa; Chordata; Actinopteri; Pomacentridae. The coding region runs from base 167 to 1276 and encodes 369 amino acids. The record is from RefSeq and is a predicted model, not a curated record. The transcript has 8 exons.
UUUAAAACAAGAAAAACACGACUAAUUUAAGUAAAGAUUACUCAGUACUAGUGCAGUAUGAUUACACUGUGUCUUGACAGAAGUUGGUUUAUCUAGCUGCACACCACUGCUAAUUAUAUCAACAGAAAAUUUAAGUAGUAUUUUUGGUGCACGUUGCAGCAAUAAGAUGCUCAAGGCUUUAAAGUAUCUGUCGUCUCCUGUCGGUCCUGAGAAUCUCACCUGCUGCCUCCCUGCAGGUUCAACUGCAGCCAUGAGCCGGAGGAGGGUUUCGGUGAAGGAUCUGGGUGUGGUGGACUGUCAGGGCUGGUUGCUGCGCCGGAAGGAGGGACGCAGCUUCCUAGGGAGCAAAUGGAAGAGAUACUGGUUUGUCCUGAAGAAGUGUUCUCUGUACUGGUACACCGACAAGACGGCUGAGAAAGCUGAAGGAUUCAUCAACCUGUCCGGUUUUACCAUCCAACAGGCCAAACAGAAAGAGUGCAGAAAGAAACAUGCCAUAACAGCCAGUCACCCUCUGGUUGUGAACAUAUUUAUUGCUGCAGAGAACUUCACAGAGAUGAACAAGUGGUUUAGCAAACUGUCAGAAGCAGCCGAGCGGUGUGAAGUGAUUAACAGCGAAGAGUGCUACAGUGAGGGCAGCGAUCAGGAUGCUGAAGACAGUUGUCUGGACUCUCAGCUGGAUGCAGCAGAUUCUGAAAAUGUAGACCAUCUUCAGCCUCCCUGUGAGUCUUUAUCCUGCACGUCAGUCCUAUUUGACACACCUCCUGCUGAACACAGAUGUAGAAGCACCUCAGCAGGUGGAACUUUAAGCAGAAACAGAGGAAGACAACCAGUAAAGGAUAGCAGCGAGUGUCUCUCCUGGCUUGACCUCCCCAGUCAGGCCAAAGCCAGCGGUGCCCUGUCCGUCCCUCUGAUCCAUGUUAAAGAAGAACAUGAGAAGCCGCCUGAUGAGAUGGAGCGUCUCUACAACCACCUGAAAGCAGCCAGCUUGUCUCCUACUGGAGAGUCCAGUCAGAGGGACUUCAGAGCCUCGUUUAUCCGACGAUGUCAGAAUGACAGAGUCAACGAAAAGCUUCACCUGCUGCGAAUCCUCAGCAGCACAUUAAAGGCUAAAGAGUCGGAGCUGCUGGCAGUGGAGCAGAUCCUCAGUGACCCGACCCUCACAGCGCCCACAUACAGGAAGUGGAGAGUCUCCAACUUGGCCCUGCUGCAGGACAUCAGUGGAUGCAACCAGGCAGCAGGAGGAGGUUCAGAGCUCAGAGAUGAGAAAAGAGUGUGAGCAGAGACCCAGCUCACACCAGGGAGAACACAUCUGGCAAACACCAUUUUACUCUGGUGUGGUCAGUUUUAUAAAGUAUGUCCAUGAAGACCUACAAUACAGCCCAGUUCUUCAUGUUGGUCAGCAGCCAGGUUCAUGUGUUGGAUCAAUAUAGCAAGUGUUGAGCUGAUACUACUCUAUAUAUGCUACUGGACCAGUUCUAAGUUCUACUGGAGUGGUUAACCGAUGUCAAAUAAAGACCAAAUACCAGAUCACUGUCAUUUGAAACACUGUAAUAUUCAAUAAAACAUAACAUUGAUAACAAAGUGAAAAAAAAACAUAUGGUUCAGUUCAAAGUGUUUCCAAUUCAAUCCCCUUAAGAAGAAUAUAUUCCCUUUAAGUCCAGUUCAAGAGUGUCUCCACACCAGUUCAGUUCAAAGAAAAGAAUAAUAUUCCAAUAGUCCUACCGCUCAGUCAGAGAGUUAUCAACAGACCAACCCUACAGUGAAUCCUCUCACCGGCUUGAUGAAACUACAACAGCAGUUCCUACAGUCGGGUCGCCAUCUUUUAUUGUCUCCCUCAUAACAUGGAGGAUCAUCUCUCUCAGUCCAGGCCUCAAACUGGGACAAGAAAACUGACCUGUACAACAUGUCAUGAAUAAAAUAAAUGACCCUGUCCAUAUAAAUCAAAUCCAAAAGGUUUUACAGUUUCUGGGAAUCAUAACGUUACAGCUCCGUUGUUUAACCACAGUCAAAAUGGCGGCAUAGCAGCAUGUCCCAGCUUCACAAUCUCCUGUUUCACAUGAAAUAAAAUGACACUCAACUUUCCCCUCUAACACAGUGUACAUUCACGCUUUGAUUAUUAUAAUAAUAGAACAUUAUUAUCCAUUAAACAAUCUGUAUUUACGGUUUUCUCAUUCAAUACAAUAACAUCAUGAGACCACCAGGGCCAAGCAGCUGCAGAUGCAAACGCCACAUGCACAGCUCAGUACAACGGGCUGAAACUCCCCAAAACCACUGCAGUUCAUUUAAGCAUUAUCUUCAUAAAUCACCAACCAAGUAGAGAUUAUUUUCCAGGAUCUAAGUCGAUUGUUUAUUAAUGUAUUUGGCUUUCCUCACUUCUGUUUAUACUUGUGACUCUGCUCUGUUUGAGCGCCAAGUUUGCUGUGCUUUCAACAGUGUGUCUUCAGAGCCGGAGGCUGCACGGAGCUUUAAUUUACCUCUCUGUGUUUGUGUAUUUAACUUUUAAUUUUGUUUAAUGUUUUUGUAUAAAAUAAAUAUAAAUAUAUAUCUGC